Molecule: messenger RNA, 1218 nt
Organism: Rhododendron vialii
Lineage: Eukaryota; Viridiplantae; Streptophyta; Magnoliopsida; Ericales; Ericaceae
Exons: 6
Coding region: 464-955 (163 amino acids)
Source: RefSeq, a predicted model, not a curated record
CUUCAAAGCGUGUUCGCUAUCCACGAUGGUAGAGUGACUAUAUCUGACAAGUGAUCACAGAAGGCGAAGCUGCGUCAAUCUCGACAAAUGUCAGGCAGCGGCGGUGGCGCGGUGGCGGUGCAUCAUCCUCACAUCUGCCGCCUGCUCCACCUCCCAAAAUAUCACAUCAAUCGAAUACCCAAUUAGGCCCUAAUGGCUACAUUACAAAGAAAAAUUUACAAGAGACUGUUUGGUCCCAAUCUACUGGGAAGGCAAAGGGAGCUGAAGCUGCUGGAGCAGUGGACAUGGGUUUUUUUUUGUAAAGGUGCUGUUUUCGAAGAAUCCUGAUGCGGUGGCUCUGUGUUUUGGGUUCUUCACCAGAGAACUGGCAAUGGGUGUAUCCCAAAUGAUCUCUCCUGUAAAAGAACCAGUACUCUUUUUAACUUAUCUAUGAUUGUUUAGGUUUAAAACCCUUCUUUCGAAAAUGAGUUUGAGUUCCCAAGUGACAAACAGCAAGGCAAGAGCCUCUGGUCAAGCAUCGACUGAAGACCAUAGUGCGUUCUUUCCAGCAAGUAUCAAAUAUGAGCCGGUUGAUUUGUCUGCAGCUAGUGAGAACAAAUUUGUACAUGAAGUUAAGCAUCCCGAAAAAGUGAAGUUUGAAGAGUUCGAUGAAACUUUAAGCCCCCUUGAACCUAUUGAGCCCUUUCGCUUUGGUGAAACUCCGAGGAAUGAUGGUAAGAGGUACAAGGGAGCUGAUUUCCAAGCAGCUGACAUCUCCCCUUUGCAUACAGGAGGAGAUGAUGAAUUGGAAAGGACAACUGCACUAAGAAUGAGGGCAAUCAAUGCACGGCUGUCACCUCGCCGCCGUCCAAACCAGUCCGACAACCGUCAGGUCCGUCGCAACCCUAAGAAACCCAAUACCAGGUCAAGUACUUUGUACAAAGAUCUGAAGAAGAACGAUUACUACUGGUUCUAGCUGUCUUAAAUUGCACCACAGGUUGAUAGUAUGGUUGCUGGGAGCGGUGCAGUGAAGACUUGAGAAAAUAAAUGAAACAGGGGCAAGCUUGAGAACUAAAUUCUUGCUGAAGUUCUUAAGAGAACAUUCUUGUUUUUAAAUUUCUUUAUGUCGUCGCAUUUCGACUCUCUUGAGACCCUCUUUUUGGGCGUUUUAUGCCGACGAAUUGUUUGCUAACUUCUUUUUUAUGGAGUUCAUUAAACUGAAUUAGAACCUACAUAUUU